Messenger RNA from Gadus chalcogrammus (walleye pollock), 5161 nucleotides. RefSeq names its product TBC1 domain family member 15. The transcript is spliced from 10 exons. The record is from RefSeq and is a predicted model, not a curated record. Gene Ontology annotation, molecular function: GTPase activator activity. The coding region runs from base 136 to 1632 and encodes 498 amino acids. Gene Ontology annotation, biological process: activation of GTPase activity. NCBI's taxonomy places the organism in Eukaryota, Metazoa, Chordata, Actinopteri, Gadiformes, Gadidae.
AGGUCGGAUGACUGAACCCUCAGGCCGUAGGGUUAAAGAACAACCACUAUAUGUGUAUUUUAUGGAGCCAGCGUAGAAUGAGUCGCGAAGUGCUUGCGUCCUGGCUGCGUUUCCUUCUCCCGCGGAGCUGGCAGUAUGGAUCCAAGGCAUUCCGACCCACAGGUCCCCCUACCUGACGUAAAGCCCCCACAACCUGGCCUACAGCUCCUCUCACCUGCGCACAAUGAAGAAAGCGACGAACCUACAGACUUGAGCUCUGAGGAUACUUCGACUAGAGCUGAGUGCGGACUAACGAAGUGCCGGGGGUCGGACUGCAGCCCAAGCGCCCCUUCGGAAGGCUCUGCACGGCGGGUUCUGGAGGCUGUCAGCCCUCCUGCUCCAUCAACCUCUCCCCUCAGCCUGCCCGGUGUCAUGGAUGCUGAGGGCCGGGUCGACGAGUCAAGGCUGAGGAGUCACAUCUUAAAAAAUGGGGGCGUCUCUCCCGCGGAGCGCGGCCUGGUGUGGCGCUUCCUGUUCGGCAUGUACCCGUGCAGCUCCACGGCGGCCGAGCGCCCCCUCCUGGUGCAGCAGAUGGCGGUGCGCUACCAGGUGAUGAAGAGCAAGUGGCGGCAGUCGGUUCCUGAGGCGGUGCGCCUGCGACUCAACGGCACCGACGCUGAGUUGGAGGAGGCGGUGCGGUACCACGAGCGCCGGCAGGCCCUGCUGCAGGCCCAGGAGCAGCGGGGGGAGGUCAGCGAUAGGCUGGCGUUCCUCCAGCUCCAAGCCCAGGUGUUGUUUGAGCGGACGACCUUUGACCUGAAUGAACUGCAGGAGGCCAUCAGGAUCAUUGAUAAGGACGUGCCGCGAACCGACCGGGACCUCGACUACUUCCUGGGAGAAGGUUCUGGAAAUCUCCUGGUGUUGAGAGAUAUUCUAAUCACCUAUGCUGCUUUUCAUCCAGAGGUCAGCUACGCCCAGGGGAUGAAUGACCUGUGCAGCCGCUUCCUGGAGGUCCUGGACUCGGAGGUUGACACCUUCUGGAGCUUCUCCUGCUGCAUGGAGAAGUUCUCCAAGGACUUCAGAGCAGAUGGCCUCCAUAGAAAAAUAGAGCUGGCUGCGGCUCUCCUGAGGGAACUGGACCCUCAGCUCCAUGACCACUUGGUCACAGAAGGCAAGGAGAGCUUUACAUUCUGUCACAGAUGGCUGCUGCUGGGCUUUCAGAGGGAGUUUGAGCACGGGGAUGCCCUGCGUCUGUUUGAGGUCCUGAGCUGCGACCACCUGGAGCUCAUCUCGCAGCAGGUGGACCGCGCCCGCCACCGGGAGCGGCUGGCCCAGAAACACAGCCCAGAGGACACCGCCCCGGCACCGGCGCCCAGAGCCGUCAACGCGGCCUUCACCUUCGAGCUCUUCAUCUGCGCCACCAUCCUUAUCGACCACCGUGACGCUCUGCUCCGUUGCCGUGGCGACGGGCAGCUCAUCCAGUUCACCACACGCCUCCAGGGAACGCUGGACCUGGACAGCAUCCUGAGGAAGGCCGAGGAACACUUCUACAACUACUGUAAGCGCUGUGCGUGGGACUUUAUGAACGGCGGACGCCCGCCCAGCGGGAACAAGGAAGACUUCUUCUAUCAGCUUCGCAGUUUAUUCUUUUGAUUUGAUUAUGGAUAUUAUAACUGUAUAUCACAUGAAGUCCGACUUGGUGCACAGUGUUAAUGGACUGAAGAGGGAUGUAAAUAUUGGGAUUUGGGUAUGGUAAAUAUGAUAUCAGGUUCUGUCGUAGGAGUUUGAUCAUCUUAGUUUAGCUCAGUGAUUGGUUCAUUAUGCCUUGAAAAUAGCUGCAAUAUUAUAUAAUCGAUAUAAUCUAUUAAUUUAUAUAUCACAAAAAUAAUUGAAAUAUUUUUAUACUUUGUGUAUGGAUCUUGUAUAUACAUUUAUAUAUGGUACUUAUGUAUGGAUAAGUAUAACUCCUAAUGAAUAUAUAUUAGUACAACUUCUAGACUAAUAUAUAAAAUCGUAAACGAAUAUAUAUUAGUAUAACUUCUAGACUGAUAUAUAUUAGUACAACGUCUAGACUGCAGAUCGCUACUUCCGUACCUGAGUCCUAGCCUACAGUACUUAUAUUCUAUGUAGCUCUAGCGGCUAGAACACAGAGUGUGAUGUGCUACACCAGCUGCUGACUCGCUGGGUCAAAUGUAGGUUGCCGGCAUAAGAUAUGCAAUGCUGCCGGCCACAGGAACCAGAAAGGACUUCCAGUGGGGAGCACGAGCGGACCAUAGGAUUGUUUCACAAUGCACAAAGCGAUUGAAAUAAAGGUCAAUUUUUGAUAGUUGUUUAACUUUGCUGGAUGGAAAUGUGGUGUGUAUGUGGGUCACAGCGAUAAAGUCUUUUGAAGCGAUCUAAGCAUUCAGACGGGAGCUGGGGUCGGUUAUUAGCACGAAAUUGCAAAGUUCUCAGAAAGGAUGUUGAAAAUAAACGAAAGAGGUCGCAGUUUGUGGUGUUUUCAACCACUGUUGCAACUCUAUAAACAACAACAGGACGUGUUGGUUUGAACAUCCUCUCCUGUUCUAACCAGCUCGUGACAAUCCUGCAAUAUUUAUCUAUGUUUUCACAUAUAUUUCACACGGUACUUUCCCUAAAUAUUCUGAUGGUUCCAAGUUGUAGUCAUCAUAUGGUAAUCAUGUUUGUAGGUAAGCUACAAUGUAUACUGCUUAUUUUUUUAAAUGCAUUGGUCAUUCUAGUUGGACAGAGGUUGCUUUAAAAUAUAUUUCACUGUUUGCACAAUACAGCGUCAUGUCGGUUACACUAACUUUCAACAUUGAGACACAGAAAACGUCCAAAACAUAAUCGGCAGAGAUACUUCUCUAGAACCUUCUGAAUGUCCUGGUCGACUGUCGUCCUGACACCCUGGCCGGUCUGGGGAAUCCCCCGUCUCCUGGAUUGGGUCAUGACGGUCCUGCCGGGCCGGGUCACCACUCUCGGGAGGGGAUAAGUACCGGAGCGGCCAGUGAGAUCAGAAGCAACUGGAAACAAUAAUCAUAAAUAACAUCUCCUGAAAGACAGAGGUUACUGCCUGUUUCAUUCUGGAAUUAGAACCUGGUGUGGCUCCCUGCUUUAACAAGUCUGCAUUUAGGCAAGUUGGGGCUUGCAUGCUGCAAACCUUUCUUUAUCAACCAGGACAAGGUUCAUUUUGUCCCCUAUGUUGGUCCACUGGAUGUUAUAUAAAGACUGUGUUACAGUUUUGUUUUUUUGUUGUAAUAUAGGCCCUAUUUAUAUUUUAACAAUAUUUGUAUUUUCGUUUUCGAAUAUCGUGUGUUGCUGCUCGUGGUGUUGCGGUGGGUGAAGUGAUCUCUCUUGCGAUAGAGAAGUUGCAAUUCCCAUUUUCACGGAUUCUGAUGCAAUUGUGUUGUAGCUCCGUGCAACACGAUAAGAGGAACUAUCAGGAAAUGGUUGAGAAAUCGUCGGUGCGGUUUAUGUGAAAAAAGUGCAUUCUGCAGUCAGCGUGAAAAAAUCUGAUAUAUUGGCAGAGUCGGCUCCAGAGCAGAUCUACUGGAGGGGCAUGGGUCGCCAGCGGGGGGGCACUGCCUUUUGUGAAAUAUUUUAACGCAAAAAAAGGGGGAGGGCUGUCGUGGAUGCUAAACGCAAAUAAAUGGAGUUUAACCACCUCUGCUAUGUCAUAAAUAGUUUAUUCACAUCAACAGUUUAUGAACCUCCAAAAAAACAUUAAGUAGGCCUGGCACUGUUUAUAAACCUAGAGAACAGCCUCCACAAUAAUCAAAAACACCCCUGACAACAUAUAAGCUUUAAGCCCAGUUCAGACCAAAGAUUCACCUUGCAACGGCUUGCAACUCGCAACUCCUUGCGACUCGACGGGCUGCGACGUUCUAAAACUGGGCCGUUCACACCAUAGACAUCAUCAUCAUCAGCAACUGUGAACGCUCUGGCACAGCUGAGAGCCGCAACAGCAUUAUUUGCGUAGGUUAGGUUAGAUUAGUUAGGUUUGCAAUUAGUUAGGUUUGCAAUUAGUUUUAUUUUUAUUUUGCUUGAGAGUAGGCUAGAGUUACUGUGUUUUGUCAUUCUCCGGAUAUCGGAUAUUUUUAUGCUGGAGUGGACAGUACGGUACCGGGAGAGUAAGGCCGUGACGUACAAGUUGUUCUGUGCUGUGAUUGGCUGAAGAGAAAUAGUUAAAUUGCCGCGUUCUAAAACUGGACCUUGCGAUUUCCACAGCAUUAAGAAGACCCGUGUAAUAUAAGGGAUAAUGUAUAGAACGCCGGUCAUUAUCGGGAAAAUAAAUAAAAUAAUGACCUGUGGUAGGAGGGGUAUUAAUGACCGCUAGGGGGGGCACGGCCCCCAAAUGCCCCCCCUUAGCGCCGACACUGUAUAUUGGUCUCUAUGUCAUUUCUCAAUGGCAUAGAGAGACCAAUAUAUCCAAAUAUAUGAUAUAUAUAAAAUCACACUGAUAUUUAAUGUAUUAAUCAGAUUGACAUUGAACGUGUCGUUUUGGAAUGUUGAACGUAUAACACAAUAAAAUUGCAAAAAAUGACUGGUCUAUUUAUCUUGAAUUGAUGACGUGCUUGGAAGGAAUCCUACUACUCCAUGUAGUCCACAAAGUUACCAUGUUGAUAUGUGGUGGCUCAAGUCUCACGCAUUCGCAAUUCAACCCAUGCUCACACGCUCACACACCGCACUUCGUAUUUCUCACGCAGAGAAAUUACCAGGAUAGCGCCCACCAACUUGCGCCGCUAUUUUACAGAGGAACAGAUAGGAAUCAAAUGGUUUCCCGUACGUAGGGUAACCAGACGUCCUCUUUUGCACGGACAUGCCCUAUUUUUGAGACACUUUAGAAAAAAAUGUGUGGUGGAACUUCAAAAUCGUCCGGGAUUUUAUUAAAGCCUCAUACAUGUAGGCUACGCCCUCCCCCACUCAGUUCGGUUCGCUUUGCAUUGGUGGAAGUGAGUAGAGUGUUUAAGUAGAGCCUUCAGAUUGGACGGUUUGACAUACUGUCAUGUUUUGUAUUUAUUUUUUUACCAUUAUUGUUUUAUAGGGACAAACAUUAACACAUUUCUCCUACAGGGGAUUGCUAAAGUUCUAUCUAUUGAACAGAAAGAAACACUUGGUCAUACUUUACACACUUUACCAAUUGGCCUACUGGAUGCCACUGAUAGGCUAUAUUUUAAGCAUGGGA